Molecule: messenger RNA, 204 nt
Organism: Saccharomyces mikatae IFO 1815
Lineage: Eukaryota; Fungi; Ascomycota; Saccharomycetes; Saccharomycetales; Saccharomycetaceae
Gene: SPO24
Product: Spo24p
Exons: 1
Coding region: 1-204 (67 amino acids)
Source: RefSeq, a predicted model, not a curated record
AUGGUCGCCUUUUUAGAACUAACUUCAGCCGUUUCUCAACCUUUUGUUAUCCCAUCUCUUUCGCCAGUGUCUCAACCAAGCUCGAGAAAGAACUCCAAUGCUAACGUUGAUGACUUGAACCUGGCCAUUGCUAAUGCCGCUCUUUUGGAUGCUUCCGCUUCGAACCACACGCAGUCUAGAAAAAUGUCUUUGUCUCUGUUAUAA